AUGGAUGACGUAGCAAGUAACAAUGCUUCAGGCGCUAUAACCGCGGGUUCCUUUACACUCGCGACACUGCAGGAAGCCGCCAAGGCACAAAAAGAAUGGGCCAAAUAUGUUGCUUUUGAUGGGGAGGGGCGAAUUUUGUUUGGCAACGUGAAACCACUCGAUGGCGAGAUCACUGGCUUCUUAAAACUCUUCAACAAGCGCGAGGAUACGAUAGCAUCGGGUGUAGUAUUGCUAGGCGAGCAGUACGACGUUCAUCGAUUUCAUCCUCCGCUUAUUUACGGCCGUCGUGGAGAUCCAUCGCUAGAAGAAGGCGAAGGCAUUGCGAUAUGUAAAAUAGUGCAAGGGAAUCGCACGCUCUUCUGUCUUAUCACUUACGUGUAUCCAACGUUGUCAGCGCGUGCAGUACCGCAAUUAAAAGAAUUUUGCGAAGCUCAGUUGGCUAUGCUUGGGUGA
Messenger RNA from Plasmopara halstedii, 453 nucleotides. RefSeq lists its product as hypothetical. The record is from RefSeq and is a predicted model, not a curated record. Bases 1 to 453 code for a protein of 150 amino acids. The transcript is spliced from 4 exons. Lineage: Eukaryota; Oomycota; Peronosporomycetes; Peronosporales; Peronosporaceae.